AUGGAGUUAGUCUCCGCCGGUGGUGCCUCCCCGUCGUCCCUGCUGUGUGAAGAGAACAUGGACGACAUUUUUGGGUGCAAUGACGGCGAGGGGGAGAUGCCGGAGUUGGGGGCCGACCUUGAUUUCCAGGGCUUUCCGUUGGAGAGCGACGAGGUUGUAGCAUCCCUCAUGGAGAAGGAGAAGGAGCAACUUGUUGAUGUUGCAACGGGGGCUUAUCUCCAGAGGUUGAACGGUGGAGGACUGCUGUCCUCUUGGAGGAUUGCUGCCAUUGAUUGGAUCACCAAGGCUCAGGCUCAUCAUAAUUUUGGACCACUGUGCUUUUAUCUCUCUGUUAAUUAUCUUGAUAGGUUCCUCUCCACAAAUGAACCCCCGGUUGGCCAGCCCUGGAUGCAGCAGCUACUCUCAGUUGCUUGCCUAUCCAUUGCAGCCAAGAUGGAGGAGGCUGUGGUUCCUCGGUGCGCAGACUUCCAGGUUUGCAGUGAGAAGUAUAAGUUUGGUGCAGAAGCUAUUAAGAAUGUGGAGUUUUUUGUUCUGAGGUCUCUGAAAUGGAGGAUGCAAGCUGUGACCCCAUUCUCUUACAUCAACUAUUUCGUGGACAAGUUCACCCAGGCAACUAAGUUCCUGCAAUUCAGACCUUCUGAGAUUGCUGCAGCCGUGGUUCUAUCGGCAGCUGUUGAAAGUCACGUUCUUGACUUCAGCAGCGCUCUUAUAGCUUCUAACAUACUCGUUGACAAGGAAAAUGUGAGGAGAAGCUGUGAAGCAAUGCAAGAGGUCGGGUUAGUGAAGAACGUCGAAGGAUGCAAUGCGAGUCCUUCAGUUCCCAAGAGCCCAUCUGGUGUGCUGGAUGGCCCAUGCUUCAGCUUCAAGACUGACGACAACCAGACACCAGGGUCAUCACAAGCGGACAACAACAACAAAAACCAGGCUUACACUCCAGCUAACAAGAGGACAAGGCUAGACGCCUAG
Molecule: messenger RNA, 966 nt
Organism: Setaria italica (foxtail millet)
Lineage: Eukaryota; Viridiplantae; Streptophyta; Magnoliopsida; Poales; Poaceae
Product: cyclin-D2-2
Exons: 6
Coding region: 1-966 (321 amino acids)
Biological process (GO): regulation of cyclin-dependent protein serine/threonine kinase activity; mitotic cell cycle phase transition
Cellular component (GO): cyclin-dependent protein kinase holoenzyme complex; cytoplasm; nucleus
Molecular function (GO): cyclin-dependent protein serine/threonine kinase regulator activity
Source: RefSeq, a predicted model, not a curated record